CCUGCCCGGCGCGGCUUAGAGGACGCGGCAGGCGGGAAGUCCCGGCCGCCAGCGGGAGGGCUUUCUUCGCGGGGCCGCGGCCGCCUGUCGCCGCCGCGGGCCCGAGCUGGAGCGGCGGGGUGGGCGCCCCGACAUGGCGGCCCGGAGCGCCCCGAACUGCCACCUGCGGCUCGAGUGGGUGUACGGCUACCGGGGCCACCAGUGCCGCAACAACCUCUACUACACGGCGGCCAAGGAGAUCGUGUACUUCGUGGCGGGCGUCGGCGUGGUGUACAGCCCGCGGGAGCAUCGACAGAAGUUCUACCGGGGCCACAGCGACGACAUCAUCAGCCUUGCAUUGCAUCCUGAACGAGUAUUAGUAGCAACAGGACAAGUUGGGAAAGAGCCUUAUAUCUGUGUUUGGGAUUCAUACACUGUGCAGACCAUAUCAGUUCUAAAGGAUGUUCAUACACAUGGUAUAGCCUGUUUAGCAUUCGACUUAGACGGACAGCGCUUGGUUUCAGUUGGACUUGAUUCAAAGAAUGCAGUUUGUGUUUGGGAUUGGAAGAGGGGAAAAAUGUUAUCUAUGGCUCCUGGUCACACAGAUAGAAUAUUUGAUAUCUCUUGGGAUUUGUACCAGCCAAAUAAACUUGUCAGCUGUGGUGUAAAACAUAUCAAGUUCUGGAGUUUAUGUGGAAAUGCUCUGACCCCAAAACGAGGGGUCUUUGGUAAGACUGGCGACCUUCAAACAAUUUUGUGCCUGGCCUGUGCAAGGGAUGAAUUAACAUAUUCUGGUGCACUUAAUGGGGAUAUAUAUGUUUGGAAAGGAAUCAAUCUUAUAAGGACAAUACAAGGAGCCCAUACUGCAGGAAUUUUUAGUAUGAAUGCUUGUGAAGAAGGCUUUGCUACUGGUGGCAGAGAUGGCUGUAUUCGUCUUUGGGAUUUAACUUUUAAACCGAUUACUGUGAUUGAUCUCAGGGAAACAGACCAGGGAUACAAAGGGUUGUCUGUGAGGAGUGUUUGUUGGCGAGGUGACCAUAUUCUAGUUGGAACACAGGACAGUGAAAUUUUCGAAAUUGUGGUGCAUGAAAGAAAUAAACCUUUCCUAAUUAUGCAAGGACAUUGUGAAGGUGAACUUUGGGCACUUGCUGUCCAUCCUACAAAACCUUUGGCUGUGACUGGAAGUGAUGAUCGUUCAGUCAGGAUAUGGAGCCUAGUAGAUCAUGCACUAAUAGCAAGGUGUAAUAUGGAAGAACCAAUUCGUUGUGCAGCUGUAAAUGUAGAUGGAAUCCAUCUUGCCCUUGGAAUGAAGGAUGGCUCAUUCACUGUACUUAGAGUAAGAGAUAUGACCGAAGUUGUACAUAUUAAAGAUAGGAAGGAGGCAAUUCAUGAGUUAAAAUACUCACCAGAUGGAACUUACCUUGCUGUUGGGUGUAAUGACAGCUCAGUUGAUAUCUAUGGUGUUGCUCAACGUUAUAAAAAAUUGGGGGAAUGUGUUGGAUCACUUAGUUUCAUCACUCAUCUGGACUGGUCCUCAGACAGUAGAUAUUUACAGACAAAUGAUGGAAAUGGGAAAAGACUUUUUUAUAGAACACCAGGAGGAAAAGAAGUGACAAACAAAGAAGAAAUAAAAGGUGUUCAUUGGGCUUCAUGGACAUGUGUUUCAGGCCUUGAAGUAAAUGGAAUUUGGCCCAAGUAUUCAGAUAUCAAUGACAUAAAUUCAGUAGAUGGAAAUUAUAUUGGCCAAGUUUUAGUUACAGCUGAUGAUUAUGGAAUUAUAAAAUUAUUCCGAUAUCCUUGUUUGAGAAAAGGGGCCAAGUUUAAAAAAUACAUUGGCCAUUCGGCUCACGUAACUAAUGUCAGAUGGUCACAUGACUAUCAGUGGGUUAUUUCUAUUGGUGGAGCAGAUCACUCUGUCUUUCAGUGGAAAUUUAUUCCUGAAAGAAAACUAAAAGAUGCUCUUCACAUAGCACCCCAAGAAAGUCUGGCUGACUCUAAUAGUGAUGAAUCAGAUUCAGAUCUGUCUGAUGUUCCAGAGCUGGAUUCUGAAAUUGAACAAGAGACCCAGCUUACCUACCGUCGGCAGGUUUACAAAGAAGAUCUACCUCAGCUUAAAGAACAGUACAAGGAGAAACAAAAAAGUGGUACUUCUAAAAGAAGAGAGCGGGCUCCAGGAAAUAGUAUUCGAUUACACUUUGUUCAUGGUUACAGAGGUUAUGACUGUCGAAGUAAUCUGUUUUAUACUCAGAUUGGUGAAAUCGUAUACCAUGUAGCUGCAGUGGGUGUCAUUUACAAUCGGCAGCAGAACACACAGCGCUUUUACCUGGGUCAUGAUGAUGAUAUUCUCUGCCUAGCUAUUCAUCCUUUGAAAGACUAUGUGGCAACAGGGCAGGUAGGUAGAGAUCCCUCAAUUCACAUAUGGGAUACAGAGACCAUUAAACCAUUGUCAGUAUUAAAGGGCUGUCACCAAUAUGGUGUCUGUGCUGUUGAUUUCUCAGCUGAUGGGAAACGUUUGGCUUCAGUUGGAAUAGAUGAUAGUCACACUAUUGUGCUGUGGGACUGGAAAAAAGGAGAGAAACUUUCAAUAACAAGAGGAAGUAAAGAUAAGAUUUUUGUUGUAAAGAUGAACCCCUACGUGCCUGAUAAAUUAAUUACAGCUGGAAUUAAACACGUGAAAUUUUGGCGUAGAGCAGGAGGAGGACUGAUUGGAAGAAAAGGCUAUGUAGGCACACUGGGGAAAAAUGACACGAUGAUGUGUGCAGUGUAUGGAUGGACGGAAGAGAUGGCUUUUUCUGGAACAUCCACAGGAGACGUGUGUAUUUGGAGAGAUGUGUUUCUUGUGAAAACAGUUAAAGCACAUGAUGGGCCAGUGUUUAGUAUGCAUGCAUUGGAAAAAGGAUUUGUAACUGGAGGAAAAGAUGGUGUAGUAGCUCUUUGGGAUGACUCCUUUGAAAGAUGUCUCAAGACCUAUGCUAUCAAAAGAGCUGCUUUGGCACCAGGAUCUAAAGGUCUUCUCUUGGAAGAUAACCCAUCUAUACGUGCCAUAUCAUUAGGACAUGGUCAUAUUUUAGUUGGCACAAAGAAUGGUGAAAUACUAGAAGUGGAUAAAAGUGGCCCAAUAACACUUCUGGUCCAGGGACACAUGGAAGGAGAGGUGUGGGGUUUGGCUACACAUCCUUAUCUGCCCAUCUGUGCUACUGUAAGUGAUGAUAAAACCUUAAGAAUAUGGGAUCUCUCUCCUAGUCAUUGUAUGUUGGCUGUCCGGAAACUGAAAAAGGGUGGAAGAUGUUGCUGUUUUUCUCCUGAUGGUAAAGCUUUGGCUGUAGGUCUGAAUGAUGGAAGUUUCUUAAUGGCAAAUGCAGAUACUCUAGAGGAUCUUGUGUCUUUUCACCACAGAAAAGAUAUUAUUUCAGAUAUUCGAUUUUCACCAGGUUCUGGGAAAUAUCUUGCAGUAGCAUCCCAUGACAGUUUUAUAGAUAUAUACAAUGUGAUGAGUAGUAAACGAGUAGGAAUAUGCAAAGGCGCUACCAGUUACAUAACCCAUGUUGAUUGGGAUAUUAGAGGAAAGCUUUUACAGGUCAACACUGGUGCUAAAGAACAGUUAUUCUUUGAAGCUCCCAGAGGGAAAAAACAAACUAUCCCCAGUGUGGAGGUAGAAAAAAUUUGUUGGGCAUCAUGGACAAGUGUGCUUGGUUUAUGCUGUGAGGGAAUUUGGCCAGUAAUUGGAGAAGUCACAGACAUAACUGCCUCUUGCCUCACCAGUGACAGAAUGGUCCUAGCUACUGGGGAUGAUCUGGGAUUUGUGAAGUUAUUUAGAUAUCCUGCUAAAGGAAAAUUUGGAAAAUUUAAGAGGUAUGUGGCCCAUAGUACACAUGUCACAAAUGUUCGCUGGACUUAUGAUGAUAGCAUGUUGGUCACCUUAGGAGGUGCAGAUAUGUCUUUAAUGGUUUGGACAAAUGAAAUGGAGGGCUAUCAAGAAAAAAGGCCUUGUGAUAGUGAAGAAUCUGAUACAGAUUCGGAAGAAGAUGGGGGCUAUGACAGUGACGUUACAAGGGAGAAUGAAAUCAGUUACACCAUUAGAGCCUUAUCAACAAAUAUUCGCCCAAUGUUUGGAGUCAAGCCUCAUUUGCAGCAAAAAGAACCCUCAGUUGAUGAGAGGCAGGGGGUAGUAAGAGGUUCCAGGCCCCCCGUGAGCAGAGCCCCACCAAGGCCAGAAAAACUCCAGACAAACAAUGUUGGCAAGAAAAAGAGACCAAUAGAGGACCUUGUGUUGGAGCUUGUUUUUGGCUAUCGAGGAAGAGACUGUAGGAAUAAUGUUCACUAUCUGAAUGAUGGUGAUGAUAUAAUUUAUCACACUGCAUCCGUUGGAAUUCUGCACAAUGUAGCUACAGGGACUCAGAGUUUUUAUCAGGAACAUAAUGAUGAUAUACUGUGCCUCACUGUAAAUCAGCAUCCCAAAUUUAUCAACAUAGUGGCAACUGGCCAAGUAGGUGAUUUAGCAGACAUGUCAGCUACAGCUCCUUCCAUCCACAUCUGGGAUGCAGUGAACAAGCAGACUUUAUCUGUACUGAGAUGCUACCAUUCAAAGGGGGUGUGUUCAGUCAGCUUCAGUGCUACUGGAAAGCUAUUGCUGUCUGUGGGGCUGGACCCAGAACACACAGUUACUAUCUGGAGAUGGCAGGAAGGUACCAAAAUUGCCAGCAGAGCUGGUCACAACCAACGUAUUUUUGUGGCCGAAUUCCGACCAGAUUCAGAUUCCCAGUUUGUCUCUGUGGGAGUCAAACACGUGAAGUUCUGGACACUGGCAGGAAGGGCUCUUCUUAGCAAAAAAGGGCUCCUGAGCACAGUGGAAGAUGCCCGGAUGCAGACCAUGCUUGCUGUUGCAUUUGGUGCAAAUAACUUGACGUUUACAGGUACUAUCAGUGGAGAUGUCUGUGUGUGGAAAGAUCACAUUUUGUGUAGAAUCGUGGCCAGAGCUCACAACGGGCCUGUGUUUGCCAUGUACACCACGCUGCGGGACGGCCUUAUUGUAACCGGCGGCAAGGAAAGGCCGUCAAAAGAAGGAGGAGCAGUCAAACUGUGGGAUCAGGAGCUGAGGCGAUGCCGCGCCUUCAGGCUCGAGACCGGACAAGUCACUGACUGUGUUCGUUCUGUGUGCAGAGGCAAAGGCAAGAUCCUAGUUGGGACAAGAAACGCAGAGAUCAUCGAAGUUGGAGAGAAAAAUGCAGCAUGUAAUAUUCUAGUUAAUGGCCAUGUGGACGGACCCAUUUGGGGACUGGUGACACAUCCUUCCCGGGAUUUUUUCCUUUCUGCUGCGGAAGAUGGGACAGUGAGACUCUGGGAUAUUGCUGAUAAAAAGAUGUUAAACAAAGUGAAUUUGGGACAUGCUGCCCGUACCGUGUGUUACAGCCCUGAAGGGGAUAUGGUGGCUAUUGGAAUGAAAAAUGGAGAAUUUAUUAUUUUACUGGUGAGCUCUCUAAAAAUAUGGGGAAAGAAGAGAGACAGACGGUGUGCGGUCCACGAUAUCAGAUUUAGUCCAGAUUCCCGGUUUCUGGCAGUGGGCUCUAGUGAGAACUCAGUGGAUUUUUAUGACUUAACAUUGGGCCCCACCCUUACCAGAAUCAGCUACUGCAGGGACAUUCCCAGCUUCGUCAUUCAAAUGGACUUCUCUGCAGAUAGCAGGUAUCUCCAGGUCUCCACUGGUUGUUAUAAACGACACGUUUAUGAAGUGCCUUCAGGAAAACCUGUUACGGAUCAGGCCACCAUGGAUAGGAUCACUUGGGCUACAUGGACUAGUAUUCUAGGGGAUGAAGUUAUGGGGAUCUGGUCCAGACACACUGAGAAAGCCAAUGUCAACUGUGCCUGCGUAUCUCAUUCAGGAAUCAGCCUUGUAACAGGAGAUGACUUUGGCAUGGUUAAGUUAUUUGACUUCCCGUGUUCUGAAAAAUUUGCAAAGCACAAAAGGUUCUUCGGUCAUUCACCUCAUGUGACAAAUAUUCGAUUUACCAGCGGUGAUCGGCAUGUUGUUAGUGCUGGAGGUGACGACUGCAGUUUAUUUGUCUGGAAAUGUGUACAUAUGCCUCACUGAAAGAUAUGGACGCCGAGAAGACUCUAUAUAAAUUAACAGCCUUGAGAGACCAGAAUUACAGAAGAGAAAACAAAACAAAACAAGAACCAAACCUUGCAUGGGCAAGUGGUGCUAAUUUAGGAUUGUAACAGGGAUAAAUGCCCAGAGUCAUCCAAACAGAAGAGAGAUAAAUUCAAAAUAUUUGCUGUAUGCACUGGAUAACUGUCCAUAAUCCAUACACUGCCAGACAAUUACUUUACAAAAGGAUUGAAUAAAGACUUGGUGAAAGGCAGCCCCUCAUUCUGGGGGAGUGUGCAAACUUGGCAGACCUGCUAGGGAGGCUUAGGGGACAGCACCUUUCAAAAAACAAAACCUUAAAAACCCAGGUUGCUUAAUUUUCAUCCUCUCUUUAGCAAAACUGUUUUUCUUUUUUAGGAUUUACAUUUUAUUUUCAAGGUUCAUUAUUUAAUGACUUAUUUUAUCCUUGUGUUUACAUAAGGAAAGGAAACACACCAUCACCCUAAAGGAUCACAGUUUUUAAAUGGCAAACAUUAUUUUCCCUAAUGAAACACACACACGCUUUACUGGAGAAGAUAAUGCUACUUAAGCAUCGAUAAACCUCUUUUUUAAUAAAUGACAUUUUUUUCCCUGGCAGUUUCACAUUCAGGAACAAAUCCCAAGUUAAUAGUAUAUGAUAACUACAUUUUCAUUUUUGAGCUGUUGAUCCUUUUCAGAAGUCAUCUCUAUAACUGAAAAAUUAAAACAUGAUUAUAGCCUCAUGACUGAAAAAGUAGUAUGAGAAGAGUCCUUUCCAGUGGUGUACAGGUUCAAGUUUUAGACAGCAAUAGUAUUUAACCGGGAGAGCAUACUGAAUAUUUAAAGAUGUAGUGUAAUAGAAACACUUGUUUAACAUGUAGACUGAAGUGUUCAACAUCACAUUUACAAAGCUAAAUAAUUUAGUAGCUCUUGAAAUAAAAUUUUUGUAGCUUUUUUUUCUACUGGAAAAGUUAUUCAUUAGAUGUAUGCCACCCCAUUAGGCUGACUUCCAAAAGGAAUGAAUACAGGUCCACUUGUAAAACGUGUCCAUUAAAGUUCCUUUUUGGUGGAAUAGGGCUUAACUCUUAGAUAUUUAUCCCUAUUCACUUUAAUGCUGCCAAAGACCAGUACCUGCCGUUCAGGAAUUUGCUGUUUAGCCUGUCCAUAGUUUCCUAAAGAUGGGAGAUUAUGUAGAUUACUACUUAAAAAUCUAUUUUUCUAAGUGUGAAAAAAUUUAAGAUGCUCUACUGGUCCUAUGAAUUUUUAUUUCAAUGUGUUAAUUAUCUCUAUAUAGACCCCUCACAGGUUUCUGGAAAUCUCAGUCUGGUUCAACCCGACGUGAAGACUCCUGAUACCUAUUUUUUAUGCCCAACAUCUUGUAAAUACUGAAAACAGAAAAUGGCUGAACUAUAUCACGAAAGCCUAACCAGUGAUUGAACAUGGUCAGUUUUAAAGCUCUGAAUAGUAGUUGUGUCUGAAGACUGAUUAAGGCAUUAAGAAGCUUGAUACAUAAGAUCAUAUUCACAUCAAUGGAUUCUCCUAAAUUAAGCCCAAAUUUAGAAUAUGCUAAUAUUAAAUGUCUAUUCAUGUGUAUUAUAAAGAGCCAUUCAAUAAAUUAAAUUCCCCUGAACCACCACUCCCACUCACCCCCUCCACCUUUGAGCCUGUUGCAGUUUCAAUUUUCCUUCUGAGCCAAAGCUUCCCAGCUUUUGGGUAAGGAGAAAUUCCAUUUCUAUUACAGUACAUGUAGAAACACUAAUUACAACCUUAGGUAAAUGAUAUAGGACAAAAAUGCCUCUGCUGAAUUCCUCCGAGUAGCCAGCCUUAAUGUCUGGUCAGUUUCGCGACUAAAACUCACAUUGAUUUUAAUUAAGUUCUCCCGCCACCCACCUUGUUUAUUCCAGCCAUCAGCUAAGGGAAGAUGAAUAACCAUGACAGGUUAUGAAGAUUUUGACACAGAUAAUUACUUUCGUGUGUAGUAUUUUAAGCUCCUGAAUUGGUCACCUGAGGCUCUGGCCCCUUCAGUCCUGUUUUUGUACAGAAAUAUGUGACAAGAGUGCGCCAUACCUGCUAGCCACCUUAUUUCCCUCCCUCGUUGCAAUGCUUUUUGAUGGUGGUUCAUUUUAAAAAUUUGUUGGAUAACUUGGUCUAGAGUUAACCUUAGCUUGCCCAUAAACCAGAGCAGCUAAAAGGUAACAUUGAACUCUUAAAUGUGUUUCCAGGCAGUGUUUAUUAAAUGGCAAAAAAUAUCUGACUUCAGCAUGUAACUGACUUGUAAAAUGGCUGAACCAAACCAUUUAGGCCCCAUUUCCCAUUUACGUUCUUUGUAGUGGAAUUAUGAAUGUCAUUUAUAGUGAUACUAGAAGUCUAAAUUUCUAGAAAUACAACUUAAGAUGCUUUACUUCUUUGUAGAAGAAAUUUAAGUAGCACUGGAAUGAACAAAUGCCUUAAAUUCAGAGGAGUCCACUUUUUAGAAUGAAGCAGAAUGGUCAUUUCGCCCCAGCCUAACUUUGUGAGAGCUCUGUGUUCUCCUGUGCACUUUCCUCUUCCAAUGUUUCAAGUUCUUAGGAACUGGCACAGCAAAGUGCAACUUAUAGAUGGUUUAAUAACUGGUUAAUUCUUUCUUCCCCCAGUGGAAAAGCAAUGACCACAAAAACAACUGCUCGUUUAGAUGCUCUUAAACAUGGACUUUUUUUUUUACACAUUGUUAUCCCUCAGAUAUAUAACAAGUCGAUGAACUUUUUUUUUCAGUUAAUUUGGUCAUGAGAAUGUUUGAGUCUUUAUCUCUUUUGCAUUAAUUUGAUCUGUUCUAACCAACUUCUAGCUUAUUUUUUUAAAAAACUGCUGUACAUCAAGUCCUUAAGAUCAGUGAUCCAUUGGUUAUAUAAUUCUAAAACAUCUGACACUUUUGCCUUAACUAUUUAAAAAAUCACACUGUAUUGACUCAGUAGUCAAAAGUUUAGUCCUGUUUUGCAGUUUACCCAUCAGAGUUCUGUAAUUAGUCAUUUAAAAUAUACUAUUUAAAUCUAAUUUUUACAUUUUAAAAAUUUUCUGUGGUUCUGAAAAUGUUAUUUUUCAGAAUGUGAGAUAUAUGUACAGUUGUGAUAAUCUUGUGAGUUCAAGUCUGUUUUCUGAUACCUUCUGUAUAUAGCAUUGUAAAAAAAAAAAUUUUGUAUAAUUUUGUGAUAAUGCAGCCCCAAAAUAUUUAUUUAAAAAGUGUAUGUUAAUAGUAAAUGAAAGCAUUUUAAGGAACUGUCCAUCUUUUUUGCAUUUGUCAUUCCGUUUUUACCCAACCCAUCCUAUCCCAGAUGGCAAGAACCAUCCACUGAAGCAGCACCCAACCCAAGACACCUGUAUGAUCGUGCUUUCAAACUAAGUUCACU
Molecule: messenger RNA, 9465 nt
Organism: Lutra lutra (Eurasian river otter)
Lineage: Eukaryota; Metazoa; Chordata; Mammalia; Carnivora; Mustelidae
Gene: EML5
Product: EMAP like 5
Exons: 44
Coding region: 134-6067 (1977 amino acids)
Molecular function (GO): microtubule binding
Source: RefSeq, a predicted model, not a curated record